This is a messenger RNA of Vicia villosa (hairy vetch), 1090 nucleotides long. RefSeq lists its product as uncharacterized. The transcript is spliced from 3 exons. The coding region runs from base 200 to 991 and encodes 263 amino acids. NCBI's taxonomy places the organism in Eukaryota, Viridiplantae, Streptophyta, Magnoliopsida, Fabales, Fabaceae. The record is from RefSeq and is a predicted model, not a curated record.
CAACUCCUUUUUCGUCUUCUGUUUCCGAGUUUUUCAUUGGUCUGAAAAAUGGGAGACGAAGAUGAUCAUCAUGAUGAAAAUGAUCAUCGUGACACUACAAGAAAUUUGACAUUUACCAACGGCAAAAAUCCGUUGCUAAAGGUCCAAAAUUCGUUGGUAAAGGUCAAAAAAGCUAUACCAACGGCUGUCUGAUUCCGUCAUGUUUAAUUCCCUGUACCAACGGAAUUUUUUCCGUCCCUAUAUCAUAUCCCAACGGCAAAUUUCAAGUGUUGGAAAUGACAGAGGAGGUUUCUCACGUGUAGCUCAAGGUGGUCAGGGUUAUCCAGCACCAGGAGCAUACCCUCCACCUGGACAUGGUUACCCUCAACCUGGACAUGGUUACCCUCCACAUCAAGGUGGUUAUCCUCUGGCUGGUUACCCUCAAGCCGGUGGUUAUCCUCCAUCUGGUUACCCUCCAGCCGGAGGUUAUCCUCCAGCUGGAGGUUAUCCUCCAGCCGGAGGUUAUCCUCCUGCCGGUGGAUAUCCUCCAGCAGCUGGUUAUCCUCCUGCCGGUGGAUAUCCUCCAGCAGCUGGUUAUCCACCUGCUGGUUACCCUCCAGCCGGCGGUUACCCUACCGCCGGUGGUUAUCCUCCAUCUGCUGGUUAUCCUGGUUCACAUGCUCCACCACAUGCACCUCCUGCUGGUGGAUAUCCUCCAGCUGCUGUUUAUCCUGGUCCACAUGCUCCACCACAUACCCCAGGUUAUCCUGGUUCACACCCUCCAUCACAUGCCCCAGGGCCUUAUGGGCAAGCCGGGCAUAGUGGUUCUGGUAUGGGUGCAAUGGGUGGAGUGGGGGGGUUGAUUGCAGGUGCCGCCGCUGCUUAUGGUGCUCACCGUGUUUCCCAUGGCCAGUAUGGACAUGGAGGAUAUGGUCACAUGGGCCAUAUGGGAGGGAAAUUCAAGGGUGGUAAGUUUGGAAAGGGUGGUAGUAUAUUCAGAAAGUGGAAGUAAUCCUAUCCAUGUAUGUAUAUACAAUCACCUCUAUAUAUUUAUAUUUAUUUAUUUGUAAAGGGUGGGAAAUUCAAAUUUUAUAUUAUAAAGCAAUUUAAA